Lactuca sativa (garden lettuce) is the source of this 489-nucleotide messenger RNA. RefSeq names its product RING-H2 finger protein ATL70. NCBI's taxonomy places the organism in Eukaryota, Viridiplantae, Streptophyta, Magnoliopsida, Asterales, Asteraceae. The record is from RefSeq and is a predicted model, not a curated record.
AUGUACGCCGUAGAACCACCGUACACUGCCAACAGCAGCAAAGCCGCUGGAACCGGCGACUACAUAUUCAUGGCCGGAUUCGUCUUCUGCUUUCUCCUGCUAGUCACAUUUGGAUAUACUAUUUACAUGUGCAGGCGCUCUCAAUCACCAACACCAAUUAGCACCACCAACGAUGAUACGCACAACCACCACCUCAUAAGAAUCUCUCCAGGUCUUGAUGACGAUGUCCUUGUAACUUUCCCAACAUUUGUUUACUCCGACUCCGAGGCUACUGGUGUAGCUCACAAAAGUGGCACCACUACUGAUCAUGCCAAGGAUUUCGGCUGCUCUAUCUGCUUGGCCGAUUAUGAACCGGCAGAAGUCGUACGGGUGUUGCCUGAAUGUCGCCAUUUUUUUCAUGUCAAGUGUAUAGAUAUGUGGUUGAAGACUCAUCCUACUUGUCCUGUGUGUCGGAACUCGGUGAUUGCACUACCAGUUCAACAGAGUUGA